Molecule: messenger RNA, 664 nt
Organism: Dendronephthya gigantea
Lineage: Eukaryota; Metazoa; Cnidaria; Anthozoa; Malacalcyonacea; Nephtheidae
Exons: 5
Coding region: 20-664 (214 amino acids)
Source: RefSeq, a predicted model, not a curated record
AUAUUUUGAUCUAAAGAAGAUGGAUACCUCAGAGGUUACCGGAGAACUUCCAGCGAUUUCGCCAACCCAUGACACACCAGCUGUAACUGCUGUUGAUACACCUUCGACGUCCAAUCCGUCAGCUACGCCAGCUUUUCCAUCGUCGUCUGAAACAGCCACGACUUUAGCAGAAGGAACGAUAAAUGAAGCUGGCCCACAGACCUCAGAAAAUAUGACUUCUAUACAAGAAAAAGAAUUGAAUAGCCACCAGAAAUCCUGUAAAAAUGAUGGUGUCUUCGUGGAACUCAAGACAAAUGUCAACAAACUGACAACGUCUCAAGCUGAGCUGUAUAUUCAGCAUCUUCAAAUGGCAAGAAAACAAGAUCAAAUCGAAGUGAGACAAGAUGAGACGAAGAAAGCUCUUGACGAGAUGAAAAAAACCCAAUCAGGAAUUAACGAGAAAGUUGAGGAAAUGGAGGUGACGAAAGAGCGACUGGAAAGAGUUGAAGAAUUGUUACUCAAUCAUUUAUCACAAAUAGAUAUUAACACUGUUCACAAUAAUAGUGCUCAUGCAAUUGACCCCACAAUUUCAGCCAAGAAACAAGACGUUAUUAUCAUUGGCGGUGACUAUAGCGAUGAAGACAUCCGUCCUUUGGAUAUGUUGAAAUAUUACAGUAUUAGCUGA